UUACGAUUAAAAUUCGCACUCGUUGAACGUAAAGUCUACGUAAUAUAUUGCCAUGAACAAUAUUUGUUACGAUGUUCCGGUAUCCGUAUAACGGAAUUGCUAAUUUGCCAUUGCCAUGUGACCCGCGGAAGAAAACAAACAUUUGACGUUUACGACUGCGUACGACUGAAGCUUCUGCUAGCUGUCAGUUUCAUCAAUUUUCUCGUGCUUGGCAAGAUACCAGACACUGCGUGUUAUAUACCGAACUUUAUCACCGAGGAGGAAGAGAAACAAAUUAUAAAAUACAUAAAUAGUGUACCACAACCAAAAUGGACGCAAUUGAGUCACCGUAGAUUGCAAAAUUGGGGUGGCAUACCACAUUCUAAGGGAAUGAUAGCGGAAGAGAUUCCUAGUUGGCUUCAGAAUUAUAUAGAUAAAGUAACAGCUUUGAAUGCUUUUGACAGUGCAGUAUUACCUAAUCACGUUUUAAUUAAUGAAUAUUUAUCAGGACAAGGUAUAAUGGCACACUCUGAUGGCCCACUUUUUUAUCCUGUUGUAACUACUAUCAGUUGUGGUUCUCAUACAUUUCUUGACUUUUACAAACGGCUCGACACGACAGAGCAACAACUGCCCAAGUUAGAAUUCAGCUUAUUAUUAGAACGCAGAAGUCUAUUAGUUUUACAAAAGGACUUAUAUCACAAUUAUUUGCAUUCUAUAGCUGAAAGAGAUGUCGAUAGUAUAUCAGAAUCUUCAAUAAAAAAUUUACAUAUGUGUACAGGAAAAUUUACAGAAGGAGAAAUAAUGAAACGUGGUACUAGACUGUCUUUAACUAUUAGACAUGUACCAAAAACUAGCAAAUUAAAAUUAAAG
Nylanderia fulva is the source of this 849-nucleotide messenger RNA. The record is from RefSeq and is a predicted model, not a curated record. NCBI's taxonomy places the organism in Eukaryota, Metazoa, Arthropoda, Insecta, Hymenoptera, Formicidae.